AUGGAUUCAAAUAAAACUGAAUAUGAACAACAACUUUUAUCAAAUCCGAAAAAAUUAGUUCAACAUCUUAGUGAUCAUAUAGAAGAAAUCGAAGAAACACUUAAUGAUGAUGAAAAUUUUUGUAAUCAAGAUAUUGAUUCAACAAUAACCUAUGUUGAAACUAUAGAAAAAAAAUUUAAUGAAAAAAUUCAAAUAUUGAAAGAUAAACUUGAACAUAUUCGUUUAGAAAAUAAAAAAACAUCAGAACAAAAUAAAAAACAAUUUCAAGAUAAAUGUACAGAAAUAAAUGAAUUAUUUACUUCUCAAAAUUAUGAGCAAGCUUGGAACGAAUUUAAAAAUUAUGAAAAAAAUUUUGAACAACGAUCAAAAGUAAUUCUACAUAUACCAAAAUUUCAUAUGAAAGAAUCAGAUAUUGAAGAAUUUUUUUCAUCUGAUUAUAAAAUUAAUAAACCUACAAUAUCAUCAACAACUAUUAUUCAAACACCAGUCACAAUAACAGAUAAUGAUCAACAAGAUUUCAAUAAUAUUAAUGAACCAACUAAAAAAGAACGAUUACGUCAACAAAAAAUUAUUGAAAAGGAUAUUGUCGGUAAAAAUGAUGAUGAUAUGGAAGAAUUUGAUAACAGCAAUAAAGUAGAUCAUGAUAGAUCUAAUUUUGGUAUUCGAUCAAAACGUCCAGGAACUCAACCAACAACAACAACAACAACAAAUAAUAAUACUAUGUACGAUUGA
Rotaria sp. Silwood2 is the source of this 732-nucleotide messenger RNA. NCBI's taxonomy places the organism in Eukaryota, Metazoa, Rotifera, Eurotatoria, Philodinida, Philodinidae. The record is from the annotation of a GenBank genome assembly.